AUGUUCCAAGCAUUUGUUCUUUUCGCUACCCUUCCUUAUCUUUGCCACUGCCUUUUUGGUAUCGGUAGACUGCAGUCAAUUGCAGUUAAGGGCAAACUCGUAUGCCACAACACCCCAGCAUCAAAGGUCAAAGUGAAACUCUAUGAAGAAGAAAAAAUUCUCGACAAGAAGCUGGAUCAAUCGCGAACGGACUCCGACGGAAAGUUUUAUCUAUCGGGAUCGAAGCGAGAGAUUAGCAGAAUCGAUCCAAAAGUCAACAUAUACCACAAGUGUGGUUACAGUGGGGUAAGCCGCCGUGGAAGCAUUUACCCAUAA
This is a messenger RNA of Cooperia oncophora, 315 nucleotides long. The record is from the annotation of a GenBank genome assembly. Lineage: Eukaryota; Metazoa; Nematoda; Chromadorea; Rhabditida; Trichostrongylidae.